UAAAGUCUACAAAACAGAAGGAUUAUUUGCAAAAAGGUGAAGUUCUCAGUGGCACUUAAUGAGGAAGCAAACAGUGUAUGCAGCAGAGAAGUUUGAGUCCUGCAGCAGAGCAACCGCAGGCACAGCAGCUACUUGCCUGUUGUUGUUGCCGGAUAACGUUUUUUACGAGACAGGAAACGAGACAAGAACAGAGACUGAACCAGAGAAGACUACUUUGUCUAUGUUAGCAGAAAAAAAGCCCUUCAAGAUAGCAGAAAGUCAAUAAGGACGCCGGAUAACCUCUUAUGAAGGUAGUUAAUGCAGAUUUGAAUUGGAGAGAAAUUCAGCAGCAGGUAAGUUAAAGUCUGAAAUGGGAACAGAAGAGAAAGAAUCAGAAACUGCAACGCAGCCUCCAUCAAAGCAGCAGGGAUCACCAGAGAAGGACUCUCCUGUUGAGCAUCCUCAAACAUCUGAGAGCACCGACCCUCUCAACACAUACAAGUGGCACACUGGCUCCAAGGGAACGCUCAACGAGCAAAGAGAAGAAGGAGAUGGAGCUGUAGCUCCCUCCACCUCCACUAUCGACAAGAUUCAGAAGGCCUCCAGCAACAAAUGGAGCAAGAUGCAAAACUGGCGCAAAGCCCUGAGUGAGGAUCCUGGAGACAAAAAUUCAACGGCUGGGAAAAGUGGAGAGGGAAGUAAGGCUGAGAAAGGUGCAGGGGGAACCAGAAAGAACCCAUUCAGAAGAGCCCUGUCGGAGCCUCCUGGAUCUCUGUUUGCAGCUCUGUCACCAUCCUCCAGCUCUACCAGCUCAGCCCAAGCAGCUUCAGCCUCUUCAUCAGCCGCCCCAGAGGCCUCAGCGAGCUCCUCUAAUGACACCUCGCAGAAAGGAGGUGGAGGUGCAAUCUUUAAAAAAUACCUGUGGAAUGUGACCCAGAAGCUCAAGAGGCCAAAGCUGCAGAGCCGCCACAGCACAAGUAAUCUACUACCAGGUGUGGAGGAGGUUGAAAUAGCACAUGCCUGUGAACCUCCAAAACAACAAUGGGCUCCACUUCAGGAGCUCCCCUUAUGGGACAUCACCAACUGUGUCCUGGAAGAUGGACAAAUCCUAAUUUCUCAAGAGGAAGAGCCCGCGACGUGGAUCCGAAACCGUGUCAGCAGCUGCUUGUCCAACCUCAGCAUGCAGAACAUUGCUGACAUCGAUGCAGAAUGCAGUCCAGACCAGGUGGGCGUUCCAGAUGGUCCUCUGCCAAAACGCCAGGAAGGUGGCGUACGGGGAAUGAUCAAACGCCGCCUGAACAAGGACAAAAGGAACAGUGCCACCCAACUGAACCCAGGGCUAAACAAACUCAGGCACUACGGUUCCCGUGAGUCUGUAUCAGUUCCAGUGGGGAGUCUGGAUCUGAGCGCUGACACCAACACUGUCAUCCGACCCGUCCACAGUUCAAUUUUAGGGGAGAAGUACUGCUUCGAGGUGAUCAAUUCUGAAAACACCCACUGCUUUGGCUGCUCGUCAGCUGCUGAACGAGACCGCUGGAUUGAAGACCUCAGACGUGCUGCUCAGCCCAAUAAGGAUAACAUCGAGCGUACUGAGAACUCCUUGAGUCUGUGGGUUAAUGAAGCAAAGGAUCUUCCACCCAAACGGCGUUACUACUGUGAAGUUCACCUCGAUGGAACCUUGUUUGCCCGAACAAGCAGCCGAGCUGUUGGCAAGCCAACUAAUCGCACCAACACGGCUGGGGACAAUGUCUCAGGGUCUUCGGGAGGCCAGGGGACGAGCGGGGGCACGGCUGGUGGGUGUCAGCUAUUCUGGGGGGAAUUCUUCGAGCUCGACAACCUUCCCUCUGUCUCCCAAAUAAGCCUCCACCUCUUCCGGGAGGAAGACUCCAAGAAGAAGCGCCAUUCCAGAGAUGACUCCAGCCUGCAUCCCCUGGGCAGCGUGACCAUACCUUUGGGAGAUAUCAGAGGGAGAACCUUUCAAGAGAAAUGGUAUCCCAUUACACCUUUCAAAGCUUCGGCCACAGCUGGGAACAAGGAGGUGUUAAGUCCACAGGCUUCUCUCCGCAUCAAGGCCCGUUUCCAGAACCUGAAAGUGCUGCCGAUGGAGAAGUACAAAGAGUUUGCAGAGUAUGUGACAGUGAGAUACGUAGAAAUGUGUGGGAACCUGGAGCCUCUUCUUAACGUGAAGGAGAAAGAGGAGCUAGCAGGAGCUCUUGUCCACGUACUCCAGAGUAUUGGGAAAGCUAAGGAAUUCCUCAUUGAUUUGGGCGCAGCAGAAGUGGACCGACUUGGAGAGAAGGAAGCAUUGAUCUUCAGAGAAAACACACUGGCUACGAAAGCAAUAGAUGAAUACAUGAAGCUGGUUGGCCAGAAGUACCUCAUUGACACACUUGGGGACUUUAUCAACAGACUUUAUGCCUCAGUUGAGAACUGUGAAGUGGACCCACUCAAAUGUCCCGCCGCUGAGCUGUCGAGCAACCAGCAGCAUUUGAGGGAAACGUGUGAAGAUGUGGUGCAGAAGAUCAUUGAGCUGCAUGGUCCAUUUCCUGAAGAAUUAAAUAAGAUUUUCUCCAACUGGACGGAGCUGUGUGAAGACAUGGGGAAAGCAGAGAUUGGACAGCGUUUAAUCUCAGCCUCACUCUUCCUUCGCUUUUUAUGUCCUGCUAUUCUGAGUCCUUCUCUUUUCGGCCUGACACAGCCGUACCCAGAGCCGAACACCCUGCGGACCCUCACCCUAACUGCCAAAGUCAUUCAGAACUUGGCCAACUUCACCCUGUUUGGAGAGAAGGAGGAGUACAUGCUGUUCAUGAAUGAAUUCCUGCAGCAGCACUGGGAUGGAAUGAGGUGUUUCCUGCAAACGGUUUCCAAUCAAGACACUGAAAUCUCAAUGACAUCCUUUGAUGGUUAUGUAGAUUUGCCCCUACGUCUGGCUGUGCUGCAUGGCCUCCUGGUGGAUAUUAUCUACAAGAAGGAGCAGGACACAAUUACCAAGCUGCAUCCUCUGCCUUCCAUUCUGAACCAGAUAAGUGAAUCACUGGGUCCUGAAUCAUCCCGGAUCAUUGUCAACAGCUAUACAGAACAAUCAAAGCCGGUGUAUGUUCCUCCUAGAGACUUGAGAAAGUACAGUCCUCUUCAGUCAUCUCUCCAGAGGCUGGACUCCAAAGCCCUACGAGACAGCAGUGAAAACAGACCUACCAGGACCAUGAGGGAGAAAAAAAAGCAAUUGUCCAGAACUCAGAGUGCUCCUCACUCCAGACCUCCUGGUCACAAAAGACAAGUCCUUAAGAGGCAGAUAAGUUCUGAAGCUCUGCCAACGUCUGACAAUGAACAAGAGGCGGAUGCCAACCAGCCAGUUAUAACGCCUCCAGAUAAUAUUGCAAGCGGCAAACGUCCACCUGCUCCAGUUCCUUGGGUCAUUGAUAACCACAACAGGGAGUCAGGGGAGAUGAAAACUGAGAGCGAGCAGUUCAGUUUACUGGACAGGCACGCCCAGGAGCUGUCUGAGCUCCGUCUGGGGAUAGAGCAGGUGACAGAGCGGGAGCUGGACAUGGCCAAGCGCCUGGAGGACUUCAUUAUCCAAAGCCAGGACCAGAAUGCAAUACUGCAAGCUGAGGUGGAGGAGCUCAGGAACCAGCUGGCUGUGCGAGAGGAGCAGCUCGCCAGCGCCACCUUCAGGCUGGGAGUGAUUGAAGAAGAAAGGGAAGAAGAUGUGCGGAACCUGAGUAUUGCACUUGGAGCAGCCGAGAGAAUGAAUGUGCUGGAGGAACAGUUUAUAGGCAUGAUGACGGACCUGCAAAAGCUUAAGGACGCCUACAGCACGCAGAAUAAGAUCCAGCACCCUGAAAAGCCCCACAUCAACAGCAACUGAGGCCAAACAAAAACUAAUCUUUUUUUUAAUCAUUAUUCAAAUUUCUGCAUUUCAAGAAUACCAUACAGACAUUCUGGGUGCAUACAUGUGCAAGGACAUGUGAGAUAUCCUGUCUGCGUGAUUUUCUUUAUUAAAUUCAAUCCAAUUCAGCAUCAAAAUAGACAGGCAGCAUAAAAUUGAUACUAACGUGUGUUUGUAUGACAUUAGACUGUUUAGAUUAUCUGUGUGUGGUACUAUAGGUUAAAAAGUGUGUGUACAAAUAAGUGUGUAUUGUCGAGUGGGUUAACGUUAGUGAGUUUGUCACCUGGAGGUUCACACUUGUAGGAGAGCAUAAAAUGCAAAACCCCCACCCCACCCCCCCGAUCCUAUUUUUCCCCAUUCAUGCCCUAACACACCCAGCCCACCAGACCCUAUCUCACCAAUGGACCAGGGACUCUGGGGCGGCGCACCAGAAC
Cyprinodon tularosa is the source of this 4302-nucleotide messenger RNA. RefSeq names its product RAS protein activator like 3 (gene rasal3). Gene Ontology annotation, biological process: regulation of GTPase activity. The transcript has 20 exons. NCBI's taxonomy places the organism in Eukaryota, Metazoa, Chordata, Actinopteri, Cyprinodontiformes, Cyprinodontidae. The coding region runs from base 350 to 3847 and encodes 1165 amino acids. The record is from RefSeq and is a predicted model, not a curated record.